Messenger RNA from Vicia villosa (hairy vetch), 1046 nucleotides. Its product is annotated as transcription factor ILR3-like. Bases 182 to 868 code for a protein of 228 amino acids. The record is from RefSeq and is a predicted model, not a curated record. Gene Ontology annotation, biological process: regulation of DNA-templated transcription; intracellular iron ion homeostasis. Gene Ontology annotation, molecular function: DNA-binding transcription factor activity; protein dimerization activity. Lineage: Eukaryota; Viridiplantae; Streptophyta; Magnoliopsida; Fabales; Fabaceae. The transcript has 5 exons.
AAUAAUCACUUUUUUUAUCAACCCCCAAACGUGCUUUUCAUUUUUCAACCGAGUCCUUCUUCAAUCAUCAUUCACUCUCUCUCUCUGUCUCACAAAUAAAAAACAAUAAUCACUUCAUCAUUUAAAAAAAAAAAUUAAAAACAAAAUAAUCACCGCCGGGAAAAUUCACAAUUUUCCGGGAAUGGUUUCGCCGGAAAACACCAAUUGGCUUUUCGAUUAUGCUUUGAUUGACGAUAUUCCCGUCUCUGAUGGCUCCUUUGCCUUCACGUGGCCACCACAACAUCCUAUCAAUGUCUGUGUUGAUAUGGAUGGUUCUCUGGGAGAUUCUGAUGGUAUCAAAGAUCCUGGUUCAAAGAAGAGAGGUAGAUCGGAUUCGUCUGCUCCUUCCAGCUCUAAGGCAUGUCGAGAGAAGCAGCGGAGGGAUAGGCUGAAUGAUAAGUUUGUUGAAUUAGGCUCUAUCUUGGAGCCUGGAAGGCCACCCAAAACAGACAAGGCAGCAAUUCUGACUGAUGCUGUUCGAAUGGUAUCACAGUUGCGGGGUGAAGCCCAGAAAUUGAAAGACUCUAAUUCCGGUCUUCAAGAGAAGAUUAAAGAGUUAAAGGUUGAGAAGAAUGAACUCCGCGAUGAGAAACAGAGGCUUAAGGCUGAGAAGGAGAAGCUGGAGCAGCAGGUGAAAUCAAUGAAUGCUCAACCCAGUUUCUUGACACACCCUCCUGCAAUCCCUGCUGCAUUUGCUCCACAAGGCCAAGCCCAUAGCAACAAGCUAAUGCCUUUCAUGAGUUAUCCAGGAGUUGCCAUGUGGCAAUUCAUGCCACCGGCCUCCGUGGAUACCUCACAGGAUCAUGUGCUCCGUCCACCAGUUGCCUAAGUUGGUACUGUACAAUUUUUUGGGAUUCCAUUAAUGGCCUAAAAGUUGUAUUCCUUCCCCAUACGCUCUUUCCCUUUAGUUAUUUGUUAUUAUGUAUAACUGGUAUUUGCUAUUGUGAGGUCUAAUACUAUUAUGAAGUAAUGCUGGUAUUUGCAUGUAAAUGUUAUAAGCUUGUCUA